Molecule: messenger RNA, 4026 nt
Organism: Zonotrichia leucophrys gambelii
Lineage: Eukaryota; Metazoa; Chordata; Aves; Passeriformes; Passerellidae
Gene: EYA1
Product: EYA transcriptional coactivator and phosphatase 1
Exons: 19
Coding region: 112-1956 (614 amino acids)
Biological process (GO): positive regulation of DNA repair; negative regulation of extrinsic apoptotic signaling pathway in absence of ligand; cell differentiation
Cellular component (GO): nucleus
Molecular function (GO): protein tyrosine phosphatase activity
Source: RefSeq, a predicted model, not a curated record
CCUCAUAUGACAUCUUGAAGAACCUCAGACUGGGACUAGCACAGGAGAGAACAAGAGGUGCAGAAGUCCCAAACCAGUUCAGAUGUUGCUGUUUCCUCAAGCUGCAGGUCUAUGGAAAUGCAGGAUCUAGCCAGCCCACACAGACGACUAAGUGGUAGUAGUGAAUCCCCCAGUGGUCCAAAACAUGAUAACUCCCAUAUAAAUAAUAAUUCCAUGACACCCAAUGGCACAGAAGGUGACAUGACCCUCCUCAGCACUGCAGACUGGCUGCUCAGCCCUAGCACACAGAGCCCUGCAGUUAAAACAGAACCAAUGAACAGCAGUGAGAUCGCUACUACUACUACCACAGACGGGUCUUUAGACAAUUUCUCAGGAUCAGCAAUUGGAAGCAGCGGUUUCAGCCCAAGACAAACACACCAGUUCUCCCCACCACAGAUUUACCCUUCCAACAGACCCUACCCACACAUUCUCCCCACCCCGUCCUCACAAACGAUGGCUGCCUAUGGGCAGGCACAGUUCCCAGCGGGCAUGCAGCAAGCCACAGCCUAUGCCACCUACCCCCAGCCUGGCCAGCCCUACGGAAUCCCUUCCUAUGGUGCAUUGUGGGCAGGCAUCAAGACAGAAGGUGGAUUGGCACAGUCACAGUCACCUGGACAAACAGGAUUUCUCAGCUAUGGUGCCAGCUUUAGCACACCUCAACCUGGACAGGCUCCCUAUAGCUACCAGAUGCAAGGCAGCAGUUUUACAACAUCAUCAGGAAUAUAUGCAGGAAAUAAUUCACUCACAAAUUCUACUGGAUUUAAUAGUUCACAGCAGGAAUAUCCCUCCUAUCCCAGUUUUGGCCAGGGCCAAUAUGCACAGUAUUACAAUAGCUCACCGUACCCUUCACAUUACAUGACAAACAGCAACACCAGCCCUACGACACCCUCCACAAAUGCAACAUACCAGCUCCAAGAACCACCAUCUGGCAUCACCAGUCAAGCAGUUACAGAUCCUGCAGCAGAAUACAGCACAAUCCACAGUCCAUCCACCCCCAUUAAAGAUUCAGACUCAGACAGAUUGCGUCGGAGCUCAGAUGGGAAAUCACGUGGACGUGGCAGAAGAAACAAUAAUCCUUCACCACCACCUGACUCUGACCUGGAGAGAGUAUUCAUUUGGGAUUUGGAUGAGACAAUCAUCAUUUUCCAUUCCUUGCUUACAGGGUCCUAUGCUAACAGAUAUGGAAGGGAUCCUCCCACUUCUGUGUCCCUUGGACUCCGAAUGGAAGAGAUGAUUUUCAAUUUGGCGGACACACAUCUAUUCUUUAACGAUUUAGAAGAAUGCGACCAGGUUCACAUUGACGACGUGUCUUCAGAUGACAACGGUCAAGAUUUAAGCACGUAUAACUUCGGAACCGACGGCUUUCCCGCGGCUGCCACCAGCGCCAACCUGUGCCUGGCCACCGGCGUGCGCGGAGGAGUGGACUGGAUGCGGAAACUGGCCUUCCGCUACAGACGAGUAAAAGAAAUAUACAACACCUACAAAAACAACGUUGGAGGUCUUCUUGGUCCAGCAAAAAGAGAGGCUUGGUUACAACUGAGAGCAGAAAUUGAAGCUUUGACAGAUUCUUGGUUAACACUUGCACUGAAAGCACUCACCCUCAUACAUUCGAGGACAAACUGUGUGAACAUUCUCGUAACAACUACUCAGCUAAUUCCAGCUCUGGCAAAAGUCUUGUUGUAUGGACUAGGGGUUGUAUUUCCCAUAGAGAAUAUUUACAGUGCAACUAAAAUAGGAAAGGAAAGUUGUUUUGAGCGAAUAAUUCAAAGAUUUGGAAGAAAAGUAGUGUAUGUUGUUAUAGGAGAUGGUGUCGAAGAAGAACAAGGCGCAAAAAAGCAUGCUAUGCCAUUUUGGAGGAUCUCGAGCCACUCUGACCUUAUGGCCCUUCACCAUGCCUUGGAACUGGAGUACUUGUAGCAGCUUAGCAGCACUUUCAAACCUCAGAGCCUCCUUCUGCCCGUGGAUGAGAUGCCUGUGUCUUGUGUCAGCAUUGGACUAGAGAACUCUGUGAUUUCAGCAUGUUGACGUACAGCUGCAGUCGGGGUUAACCCUUGCCCUUUCAGUGAACAGAGGAGCAAGUCCUUUUCUUCAGAACAGCUGUUGGCUCCGGCACUGCCAGCCCAACCUAAAUAAGCCAUGCGAGUGUUUGAACAACUCAUCUUUACCACAUUUGCUACCAAAAAGAAAUAGAGAAGGAAAAAACAAAAUGGGAAAAAAAUUUAAAAAAAGAAGAAGAAAAGGAAAUAAGAGGUUCAUACCUGUGAAGAAAAGAAAAAGGACCUGCAAAUGCUUUGUAGUUUUUAGCCUCUUCAAUGUGACACACACAAUUUCUUCAACACAGCAAACUUGAUUGCACAAUGAAGACUGAGAUUUUACAAAAUACCAGUGGAGUAAUUUUCUUAUAAAGAAGGUUUACGUUUUGGUUUCUCAUACCCAGGGUACUCUGUACAUCUUUACUUAUUUAUGAACAGACUGUAUUUUGACAUCAUAUAACUGAGGAUAUGUAUAAUAGGAUUAAAGGCUAUUAUAAGCCUUUGCCUUAUGGUACAGCAACUACUUUUGAUUUUAGCACAUUACAGAGUAGUUUAAAAUAUGUCUAAUUUAAACUAAUAGGUACAUCACUGAGACAAUCAUGUACAGGAAGAAUUUUUUGUGUAAAUUUGUAAUAAUGAAUGAUUCUUUUACAUGUUGUUAAGGUGAAUGCUAUUGAAAGAUAGUAACGCCUUGUUGGUGAAGAAUGAGGCCAUAUGUGCACAAACUUGUGCAGUGCCUUAUCAAUGUGUUGGAUAUAAAUAUGUAGAUAAUGGAUUUUUUUUUAGAUAAAUUUGUCAAGACCAAAAGCAUGGAUGUCAAGUGUCAAUAGGAAUUGGGUUUUGUUCUCAGCUGUUUCUCUGCAUUUUCUUCUCUCACCCCCUCUGGUUAAGAAAAGAUUGAUUUUGUGUGUCCCCCCUGGUUGAAGCAAAUACAGAAAAAACACAAGUGAAGAGGAGGCCUUUAUUGUCUUUUUGUUUCCUCUUUUAAAGUUAACAUAAUAACUCUUUUUUAGAGUAUUAAAAAAUUAAUUAGGAGCUCAUUCCAUAAAGUAGUAGAGAAAGAACACAAAUAUAUUUUAAGAUGUAACUUAAACUGGAACCUUGGUACUGAAUAGUUUUUGUCUCAUCCAAAAAUGAAGGAAAUUAUCAUCACUAAUAUUUUUUGAAAUUAGAAAUGGGAAUAUUUUGGAAAAAUUAAACAAGGAUGCUCAUAUACAUUGAAGUUUUUUAAUCCUCUUCCACCAGGAGUCAGAUUUUCCUAAGAUAUAACAUCCAUUGCCGGCAAUGGAAAUGCUGAAAUGGUUAUCAACAAGGAGUUAAAAUUUGCUUUUGUCUGUACUAACUUAAAGGACAAACCUAGACCGUGUCUGUCUGUGACUUGUGACUUUUCUGAUCUUGAAGGCUUUGAGCUACUUGGUUAAAUAAACUGUUAGUCUGACUUUUUUUGGCUUGAAUUGUACCAAUUCCCUUGGCCCAGUUAAAUAUCUUAUUAAAAAGAAGCCUCACCUUUGUUGGUUAAUUUUCUGGGUUUUUUCUUUCAUUUUUUUGAAAAAAAACCACCAGCCUCGAAACAGCUACCUGCAAAGCUACAGAGCACCAAUGUAGCUACAAAUCAACACCCUUCUCUAUUGGAGGAAUCACAUUGCUGCUAGAAUAAAAUAUUUGUGGAUUGCCUUAGUACCAACAGAGAGGUUUUUAUCCUACCAAGACUUGCACGUGUGCUUUACUUUACCCAGUAUGAGUUCUGCAACUCGUGCUGGACUCACGUGCAUAAAGCACAUUGUGGAUAGUUUUUAGAAUUGAGACUAUCAUUAGCCUUUUCUUUCCUAAAGCAAAGUAGACAGUGAUGGGGGGGAUUGGUGUCUUUUUUUUCUUUGGCUCUUUUCAAUUUUUAGUCACUCACGGACUGAAAAAAUAACAGUUUAUCUGGGCCUUAUUGUACAAAAAGUGUGUU